Messenger RNA from Brassica oleracea var. oleracea, 1360 nucleotides. Its product is annotated as thioredoxin reductase 1. Gene Ontology annotation, biological process: removal of superoxide radicals. Gene Ontology annotation, cellular component: cytoplasm. The transcript is spliced from 2 exons. Gene Ontology annotation, molecular function: thioredoxin-disulfide reductase (NADPH) activity. The record is from RefSeq and is a predicted model, not a curated record. Lineage: Eukaryota; Viridiplantae; Streptophyta; Magnoliopsida; Brassicales; Brassicaceae. Bases 39 to 1136 code for a protein of 365 amino acids.
AAUGACUCUUCUCUGGCUUUGAAACGUCUUCGUUCCCAAUGAGUUGUCUGAAUCGUUCGCGGCUACUUAUCAAGUCCUUGAUAAGCAGACCACCGUCUCUCGCCUCCGCGUUUUCUUCCUCCGCCGUCAUGAACGGACUCGAAACACACAAGACUAAGCUCUGCAUCGUCGGAAGCGGCCCCGCCGCACACACCGCCGCUAUCUACGCCGCCAGAGCCGAGCUUAACCCUCUCCUCUUCGAAGGAUGGAUGGCCAACGACAUCGCUCCGGGAGGCCAGCUAACAACCACCACCGACGUCGAGAACUUCCCCGGAUUCCCGGACGGCAUCCUCGGCGCAGACCUAACCGACAACUUCCGCCGCCAAUCGGAGCGGUUCGGCGCCAAAAUCUUCACCGAGACGGUGACCAAAGUCGACUUCUCCUCCAAGCCGCUCAAGCUCUUCACCGACUCCAGAGCCGUGAUCGCCGACGCCGUGAUCCUCGCCACCGGAGCCGUCGCGAAACGCCUCACCUUCCCCGGCUCCGGCGAUGGCUCCGGCGAUGGCUCCGGCGGAGGCUUCUGGAACCGCGGGAUCUCGGCGUGCGCGGUCUGCGACGGAGCGGCGCCGAUAUUCCGCGGCAAGGCUCUGGCGGUGAUCGGCGGCGGCGACUCGGCGAUGGAGGAGGCGAGUUUUCUGACCAAGUAUGGAUCUAAGGUGAGUAUUAUACAUAGGAGAGAUGCGUUCAGAGCGUCUAAGAUUAUGCAGCAGAGAGUUUUUGCGAAUCCGAAGAUCGAUGUGGUGUGGAACUCGACGGUUGUGGAGGCUUAUGGAGACGGGGUGCUUGGAGGGUUGAAGGUGAAGAAUGUGGUUACUGGUGACGUGGAGGAUUUGAGAGUGAGUGGGUUGUUUUUCGCUAUUGGUCAUGAGCCGGCUACGAGGUUUUUGGAUGGUGCGGUUGAGUUGGAUUCGGAUGGGUAUGUGGUGACGAAGGCUGGGAGUACGGAGACUAGCGUUGCUGGAGUUUUUGCGGCGGGGGAUGUUCAGGAUAAGAAGUAUAGGCAGGCGGUUACAGCUGCUGGAACUGGAUGCAUGGCAGCGUUGGAUGCGGAGCACUACUUACAGGAGAUUGGAUCGCAGCAAGGUAAGAGCGAUUGAAGAAAUGCUCAAAUAAGGCUUUGGUCAUAGAGCCAACAGUUGAUCUCUGAUUGAUCAUUUUAGCAUUAGUUUAGGGACUUUGAUUUGUUUAUUUCUUAAUACUGCAGUUGGAGUUGAGUAUCGGAUGUUGUUCAAAGCUGUAGCUCUAAUGUUAAACUAGCUACGAGCCUACCACAAAAAAGUCCAUUAGAUUGGAUUCUCAUAUUAUGCAUUUCAAUUCAUAA